CCCGGAAGUGGGUCGGCGCCAGAGCGAGCGCGCCCGGAGUGGAGCUCAGCGGCCGGGAGCCAACGGGUAGCCCUGGGUUCCCGACCAUGCAACCCUCGGGCACGCCCCUCCAGAAGCUGUGAUCCAAGACAAUCUAGUUUUCCUUUAUAAAUCCCUCAAGACACUUAUGAAGUUUCUUGUUCUGAUACCGUUGUACUGCAAUGAAGAAAAGGAGAAAGGUUACUUCACAUCUUGACGAGAAGAUCCAUCUAGGCUACCGUAAAGAUUCUUCGGAAGGAAAUGUUGCAGUGGAGUGUGAGCAAGUAACCUACACUCAUUCCACGGAAAGACCAGCUCCCGAAGCUCUUCGCUGUUACCAGGAACUUCCUCCCUCUCCGGAUCAGAGAAAACUUCUGAGUUCUUUGCAGUACAAUAAGAACUUGCUGAAGUAUUUAAAUGAUGAUAGGCAGAAGCAGCCAUCUUUCUGUGACUUACUUAUCAUAGUAGAAGGAAAAGAAUUUAGCGCGCACAAAGUCGUCGUUGCUGUUGGCAGUAGUUAUUUUCAUGCGUGUUUGAGCAAAAAUCCAAGCACGGAUGUUGUCACCCUGGAUCACGUAACUCACUCCGUUUUUCAGCAUUUGCUUGAAUUUCUUUACACAUCAGAAUUUUUUGUGUACAAAUAUGAAAUCCCACUUGUUUUAGAGGCUGCAAAAUUCCUGGAUAUUAUAGAUGCAGUUAAGCUGCUAAAUAACGAAAAUGUUGCCACUUUUCAGUCUGAGCUAACUGAAAAAUCGUCACCAGAAGAAACACUAAGUGAGUUAACUGGAAGACUGUCGAGUAAUCAUCAGUGUAAAUUCUGUAGUAGACAUUUUUGUUAUAAGAAGUCUUUAGAGAAUCAUUUGGCGAAAACCCAUAGAUCCCUUUUAUUAGGGAAAAAGCAUGGGUUAAAAAUGCUGGAGAGAAGUUUUUCCACAAGGAGAUCAAAACGGAAUCGGAAGUGCCCUGUUAAGUUUGAUGACACUAGUGAUGAUGAACAAGAAAGUGGUGAUGGGUCAGACAAUUUGAAUCAAGACAGUUUUGAUAAGGAAAAGUCAGAUAGAAAUGAUUCUGAGGAUCCCGGCAGUGAAUGUAAUGCUGAAGAGGAUGAGCUAGAGGAGGAAAUGUCAGAUGAAUACUCUGACAUUGAAGAGCACAGUGAAAAGGAUCCCAAUGAUGCAGAAGAGGAGGCUGAGGCUGGUGAUUCUGUCGGAAGCAUUCAUGAGGGAUUAACCCCUGUAGUCAUUCAGAACAGUAACAAAAAAAUAUUGCAGUGUCCCAAAUGCGAUAAGACAUUUGACCGCAUAGGAAAAUAUGAGAGCCACACACGUGUUCACACAGGUGAGAAGCCCUUUGAGUGUGAUAUUUGUCACCAGCGCUAUUCGACAAAGUCUAACCUAACUGUUCACAGAAAGAAGCACAGUAAUGAAACAGAAUUUCAUAAGAAGGAGCACAAGUGCCCUUAUUGUAAUAAACUUCAUGCAAGCAAGAAGACUUUAGCCAAGCAUGUUAAGAGAUUUCAUCCUGAAAAUGCACAAGAAUUUACUUCCAUUAAGAAGACUAAGAGUGAAAGUUGGAAAUGUGAUAUUUGUAAGAAAUCUUUUACUCGAAGACCACACUUGGAGGAACAUAUGAUUCUCCAUUCUCAAGAUAAACCUUUUAAGUGUACCUAUUGUGAAGAACAUUUUAAAUCACGAUUUGCACGGUUAAAGCAUCAAGAGAAGUUCCAUCUGGGUCCUUUUCCAUGUGAUAUAUGCGGUCGCCAGUUUAACGACACUGGAAAUUUGAAACGCCAUAUAGAGUGUACCCAUGGUGGAAAGAGAAAAUGGACUUGCUUUAUCUGUGGGAAAUCAGUACGAGAAAGAACUACUUUGAAAGAACAUUUGAGAAUCCAUAGUGGAGAAAAGCCUCAUCUUUGUAGUAUUUGUGGGCAAAGUUUUCGUCAUGGAAGCUCAUACAGACUUCACUUACGAGUACAUCAUGACGAUAAAAGAUAUGAGUGCGAUGAAUGUGGGAAAACGUUCAUCCGUCACGAUCACCUUACAAAGCACAAGAAAAUACAUUCAGGUGAGAAGGCUCAUCAGUGUGAAGAAUGUGGAAAAUGCUUUGGUCGUAGGGAUCAUCUCACUGUCCAUUACAAAAGUGUACACCUUGGAGAGAAAGUGUGGCAAAAAUAUAAAGCAACCUUUCAUCAGUGUGAUGUUUGUAAGAAAAUUUUUAAAGGCAAAUCAAGUCUGGAAAUGCAUUUUCGGACACAUUCAGGUGAAAAACCAUACAAGUGUCAAAUUUGCAAUCAAUCUUUUAGAAUUAAGAAAACUUUAACAAAACACUUGGUCAUUCAUUCUGAUGCCCGGCCUUUCAACUGUCAGCACUGUAAUGCAACAUUUAAGCGGAAAGACAAGCUGAAAUACCACAUUGACCACGUUCAUGGCAUAAAGUCACCUGACGAUCCUCUCAGUGCUUCUGAGGAGAAGCUUGUAUCCUUGCCAGUAGAGUACUCGUCUGAUGAUAAAAUCUUUCAAACAGAAACAAAACAAUAUAUGGACCAGCCCAAAGUUUACCCGUCAGAAGCCAAGACUAUGUUACAGAGUGUGUCUGCUGAAGUGUGUGUCCCUGUAACGCUGGUUCCAGUCCAGAUGCCUGACACUCAGAGUGACCUGGUGCGUCACACCACUACUCUCCCUCCACCUUCUCACGAGAUCUUGUCGCCACAGCAGCCAUCCACUGAUUACCCACGAGCAGCUGACUUAGCUUUCCUGGAGAAAUACACUCUUACUCCUCAGCCUGCAAAUAUAGUUCAUCCAGUCCGACCUGAACAAAUGCUAGAUCCUAGAGAACCGUCUUAUCUUGGAACGUUAUUGGGCCUUGAUAAUGCCACUGCUGUACAAAAUAUUUCUAAUCGUGAGCAUCAUUCAUGAGUAAAUCUAAGCAUUCCACAGACUUUUUCUGUGGUUACGUGUUAAUGGUAGCCUAGAGCUGACAGCUUUUAACUUAGUGGGGCUGCUAUUUUUUCAUUUUCUCUAGUUUCUCAAGUCCUCAGAACCAUUUCAAAUCAAGAAAAAUAUGUAUCUCUGUUUACUGAACAUAUGAAUAUUUGGACAUAUUUUGAGGUAUAAUAUUUGAAAUGGACAUUUUUAUGAUUUUUUUAAAGGCUAAUGCUAAUUUUUAAUGGUUUCUUUAACUUUUCAAAACUAUUUGCUGUUAACAUUAUGAGGGUAUUUGUUUUUAGUCAUCAAUGGAAAUUUUUAUUCUUCUUUAGUCUCAUUCCUCAUUUCUCCCUUCCCCAUCUUCCAAACAAGUGUUAAGGAUGAUGUAGCUUUUAAGAAAGAAUACAAGAGUAUAUAGAACUGAUAAUUGCAACUGUUCCUUAUCCUAACUUAAGUGUCAUGAUUAUUUCUUCCAGAUUUUUAAAAACUGAAAUCAGGAAUUUGAAUUUAUAAGAAAGUCUUGGAUAGUUGGGUGUUCUUUUUUCAUCCGGCCAUAAUUUCAGUUUAUGACUAUCCUUUGGUCUUUUGACAAACUCAAAGCCAGAAAGCUAACUAAUGCAGGAUUAGCUCAUUGAAGGAAAUGUAGAAUUGAAAUAAUUA
Lagenorhynchus albirostris (white-beaked dolphin) is the source of this 3602-nucleotide messenger RNA. RefSeq names its product zinc finger and BTB domain containing 41 (gene ZBTB41). The transcript is spliced from 11 exons. The record is from RefSeq and is a predicted model, not a curated record. NCBI's taxonomy places the organism in Eukaryota, Metazoa, Chordata, Mammalia, Artiodactyla, Delphinidae. The coding region runs from base 201 to 2933 and encodes 910 amino acids. Gene Ontology annotation, molecular function: protein binding.